AUGGUAAACUGCGCUGUGUCUAACAAAGUGCCCUUUAAACUUGAGUCGAAUUACAAAAAUUAUUAUUCUCUUGUGGUGGAUGGGCAUCUGGACAGAGAGAGCGCGCAUGAGUAUAACGUGACAAUCACAGCUACUGAUGAGGGGACUCCGCCUCUCUCUAGUACCAGUGUCGUUACUGUACACGUUUCUGAUGUGAAUGACAACGCGCCGCGCUUUCCAGAGCCUGUCAUUAAUGUUUAUGUGAUAGAGAACAGUCAGAUCGGAGCUGUUAUUCAUACAGUAUCUGCUUUUGAUCCUGAUUUAGGUGAUAAUGCCCGGAUCACAUAUGCAAUAGAAAGCUCUAAAAGCAGCCCAAUAACAUCCAUGAUCAACAUAAACUCUGACAGUGGAGAUAUACACAGUUUACAGUCUUUUAACUAUGAGGAAAUUAAAACGUUUCAGUUUAAAGUUCAGGCCACAGACUCUGGUGUUCCUCCGCUCAGCAGUAACGUGACUGUAAAUGUUUUUAUUCUGGAUGAGAACGACAAUAGUCCCGCGAUUCUCGCGCCCUAUUCCGAGCACGGUUCCGUUAACACCGAGAACAUUCCCUAUUCUGCUGAGGCGGGCUACUUUGUGGCCAAGAUCAGAGCUGUAGAUGCGGAUUCUGGUUACAAUGCGCUGCUGUCUUAUCACAUCUCUGAGCCCAAAGGAAACAAUCUGUUUCGAAUCGGAACCAGCAGCGGAGAGAUCAGGACUAAGAGGAGAAUGAGUGACAAUGAUUUGAAAACUCACCCUUUGGCCAUUUUGGUUUCUGAUAACGGAGAGCCCUCACUGUCAGCGACUGUGUCUAUUGAUGUCGUGGUUGUUGAGAACACAGGUGACGUCAAGACUCAGUUCAGACAUGUACCUAUCAAGGAGGAGAGUUUCUCGGAUUUAAAUCUGUAUUUGCUGAUCGCCAUUGUGUGUGUAUCCGUCAUCUUUUUAAUGAGCAUCAUCAGUUUGAUAGCUGUGAAAUGCCACAGGACAGAGGGCAGUUUGGGCAGGUACAGCGCUCCAAUGAUCACCACCCACCCUGACGGGAGCUGGUCUUACUCCAAAUCCACUCAGCAGUAUGACGUGUGCUUUAGCUCGGACACACUGAAGAGUGACGUAGUGGUUUUUCCUGCGCCAUUUCCGCCUGCAGAUGCAGAACUGAUCAGUAUUAAUGGAGGAGACACUUUUACCAGAACGCAAACACUUCCUAAUCUGACUUUUUCUGGACAAAAAUUUACAUUACCAACUGCGUUUGACGCAGAUGUGGGCAGUAAUUCUGUUAAGAGCUAUAAGCUGAGCCCGAAUGAACAUUUCUCUCUGGAUAUUCAGAGCGGAGGAGAGCAGAGUGUAUCGGCAGAGUUAGUGCUGCAGAAAGCUUUAGACCGAGAGAAACAGCCUGUGAUCCAGCUCACACUGACCGCUGUAGACGGAGGAAAACCUCCAAGAUCAGGGACAAUAAAUAUAAUCAUUGAUGUCAUAGAUGUGAACGAUAAUAUUCCUGUGUUUGAUAAACAAUUAUAUAAAGCUCGAAUACAAGAAAAUACACCUGCCGGUGCUUCCGUCAUUACAGUCCACGCAAAAGAUGCAGACGAAGGUCUUAAUGGCGAAGUCGUGUACUCGUUAAUAAAUCACGAUAAUGACAACAGUGUAAACGCAUUUUCUAUUGAUCCAGUUACUGGCGAAAUUACAAUCAAGGGUCCUUUAGACUAUGAAACAACUGCUGCCGUUGAGAUUCGUGUUCAGGCCGAGGAUAAAGGGCAAAAUCCACGAGCAUCACAUUGCAAAGUCUUAGUUGAAAUAAUAGAUGUAAAUGAUGAAGUGCCAGAAAUAAGCUUGACAUCUUUAUUAAAUGAACUGAGAGAGGAUUCGUCUCCGGGUACAAUGGUAGGAUUAAUCACAGUGAAAGAUGGCGACGCUGGUAAAAACGGUGCCGUGCAGCUCAAACUCAAAGACUCGCAGCAAUUUAGAUUAGAGAAUACAUAUAAAAAUAGAUUCUCGUUGGUGGUUAACGGUCCUAUUGACAGAGAGAGCGCGCAUGAGUAUAACGUGACCAUCGCAGCUACUGAUGAAGGGACUCCGCCUCUCUCUAGUACCAGUGUCAUUACUGUACACGUUUCUGAUGUGAAUGAUAACGCGCCGCGCUUUCCAGACCCUGUCAUUAAUGUUUAUGUGAAAGAGAACAGUCAGAUCGGAGCUGUUAUUCAUACAGCAUCUGCUUUUGAUCCUGAUGUAGCUGAUAAUGCCCGGAUCACAUAUGCAAUAGAAAGCUCUAAAAGCAGCCCAAUAACAUCCAUGAUCAACAUAAACUCUGACAGUGGAGAUAUUCACAGUUUACAGUCUUUUAACUAUGAGGAGAUUAAAACGUUUCAGUUUAAAGUUCAGGCCACAGACUCUGGUGUUCCUCCGCUCAGCAGUAACGUGACUGUAAAUGUUUUUAUUCUGGAUGAGAACGACAAUAGUCCCGCGAUUCUCGCGCCCUAUUCCGAGCACGGUUCCGUUAACACCGAGAACAUUCCCUAUUCUGCUGAGGCGGGCUACUUUGUGGCCAAGAUCAGAGCUGUAGAUGCGGAUUCGGGUUACAAUGCGCUGCUGUCUUAUCACAUCUCUGAGCCCAAAGGAAACAAUCUGUUUCGAAUCGGAACCAGCAGCGGAGAGAUCAGGACUAAGAGGAGAAUGAGUGACAAUGAUUUGAAAACUCACCCGUUGGUCAUUUUGGUUUCUGAUAACGGAGAGCCCUCACUGUCAGCGACUGUGUCUAUUGAUGUCGUGGUUGUUGAGAACACAGGUGACGUCAAGACUCAGUUCAGACAUGUACCUAUCAAGGAGGAGAGUUUCUCGGAUUUAAAUCUGUAUUUGCUGAUCGCCAUUGUGUGUGUAUCCGUCAUAUUUUUACUGAGCCUCAUCAGUUUUAUAGCUGUAAAAUGCCACAGGACAGAGGGCAGUUUGGGCAGGUACAGCGCCCCAAUGAUCACCACCCACCCUGACGGGAGCUGGUCUUACUCCAAAUCCACUCAGCAGUAUGACGUGUGCUUUAGCUCGGACACACUGAAGAGUGACGUAGUGGUUUUUCCUGCGCCAUUUCCGCCUGCAGAUGCAGAACUAAUCAGUAUUAAUGGAGGAGACACUUUUACCAGAACACAAACACUUCCUAAUAAAGAGAAGGUAAGACAAAUAAAUACAUUCAUUGGUUGCUUUUAUGUAGGCAAUAUUUCUCUCCUUGUAAUUCGAGGCUGCAGACUGAGCGUCAUCUUUUUGGUUUCCGUUAUUACGUUGGAUCAUGUAAAAGAAACAGAAAACAAACUGUUUAGUACUAUAGUAUUUUGUUUAGAGUGUGUGACAUGAUGUUUGUAUUUUAUCUGAAAUUUCAUUUGUUGAACUGUUUCGUGGCAAAACUUUCUCGUAAUAUCAGUUUUUGUUCUGUUCAUGUCCGGGAAGUUAAUGUAAUUAAUCACAAGGAAUAUAUCAUGUGCUGAAUAUUUUUGUUUUAUUGGCUUUCUUAUUUUUUUAGGAGGAAAAUCAGUCUAUGAAUUUUUUUACGUGCACAUGACUACACAUGAGAAAGAAAAUGUUCUGUAGAAAUUCAAAUCCACUAUUGUAUUGUGCUGUUGUAUAUCAAAAACAUAAAAUCUAUUGUAUUGUAC
Molecule: messenger RNA, 3653 nt
Organism: Triplophysa rosa
Lineage: Eukaryota; Metazoa; Chordata; Actinopteri; Cypriniformes; Nemacheilidae
Product: protocadherin beta-17-like
Exons: 2
Coding region: 1-3354 (1117 amino acids)
Biological process (GO): homophilic cell-cell adhesion
Cellular component (GO): plasma membrane
Molecular function (GO): calcium ion binding
Source: RefSeq, a predicted model, not a curated record